AUGUUGCAGCAACAAGCAACCCUGGGCGAGGAGGGUCUGGUCUGGCACCGGGAUGCAGAUGUCCAUUGUCUCGCCUGUCCCCUUUUUGGUAUAACCAUUUUUUUCUCACAACUAUGCACCAUUUGGGCCAGUCUCCCGCAGCGGCCAAAGGCAAGGGGGGUAGUGCAUGGGCCGACUACCGAACAAGGUCCGCCAGGGGUAUCGGUAGGGGUGAGUGAGUUGCAGUGGGUGUGGCAGAAGCCCACGAGCUGCGGAUAUAGCAGGUACUGCAAUAGACCCAGGCCCCUUGCUUGGGUAAUCUUGGGCGGAAGCUAA
Neurospora tetrasperma FGSC 2508 is the source of this 315-nucleotide messenger RNA. RefSeq lists its product as uncharacterized. NCBI's taxonomy places the organism in Eukaryota, Fungi, Ascomycota, Sordariomycetes, Sordariales, Sordariaceae. The transcript is spliced from 2 exons. Bases 1 to 315 code for a protein of 104 amino acids. The record is from RefSeq and is a predicted model, not a curated record.